AUGGCGGGUGGAAUCACAGACACGGGGGAGCCCUACUCUGCUUUUGUGGGGCUGGUGUACAUGUUCAACCUGAUAGUGGGUACGGGAGCGCUCACUAUGCCCAGAGCCUUUGCCAACGCCGGCUGGGUGGUCAGCUUGACACUCAUCUGCUUCCUGGCGUUUAUGAGUUACAUGACGACCACUUUCGUGAUCGAGGCGAUGGCAGCAGCCAAUGCUCAGCUGCGAUGGAAGAGGAGAGAGCAGGACGAGAUCAAUGACAACAACUCCAACUCCGACUACUCAGACGAUGACAGCCCCGUGAGAGGGCGGGCUGAACCCGAGACCAAGCCCAUUUUGUCAAUCCAGCGUUCUGCAGGUCCUGUGGACCACUUUGAAAUCGCCGAGCGAGUGGAGAUGGGCCAGAUGGCGUCUAUGUUCUUCAACAAAGUCGGUGUCAACAUGUUCUACAUCUGCAUCAUCGUGUACCUGUACGGCGACCUGGCCAUCUACGCAGCAGCUGUGCCCAUUUCCCUCAUGGAGGUGGCCUGUGGAAACCAUUCAUGCAGCGCGGGAGCCGUAAAGUACAAUGACACGGACGCAUGCUGGGGCUCGGUGACCAGGAAAGAUGCCUACAGAGUCUUUCUGAGCGUUUUCACUGUUCUUUUGGGACCGUUCACCUUUUUCAAUGCCCAGAAGACGAAAUACCUUCAAAUCCUCACGUCACUCAUGCGCUGGAUUGCGUUCACCAUGAUGAUCAUCCUGGCGCUGAUGCGCAUCGGGUCGGGCGCAGGUGAGGGCCGCCCCCCGGCCGCCUCGCUAGCUGGCGUCCCCAACCUGUUUGGCGUGUGCGUCUACUCCUUCAUGUGCCAGCACUCUCUGCCGUCGCUGGUGACACCCAUUUCGGACAAGAAGCGAGUGGGCUGCUUCGUCCUGGCCGACUACGUGCUGAUCCUUGGCUUCUAUGUGCUGCUGUCUUUUACCGCCAUCUUCUGCUUCGAUAGCGCGCUCAUCCACGACAUGUACACGCUCAACUUCACGGACAACUGCCGCGUUCUGGAUGUGCCCGUGCUGCGGUAUUUCCUGGGCCUCUUCCCAGUCUUCACCAUUAGCACCAAUUUUCCCAUCAUUGCCGUCACGCUUCGCAACAACUGGAAGACAUUGUUCCACCGGGAUGGAGGCACGUACCCAUGGGUGGUGGACAGAGUGGUGUUCCCGCUGAUCACGCUGGUGCCGCCCGUGCUGGUGGCCUUCUGCACACACAAUCUGGAGUCGCUGGUGGGCAUCACAGGGGCCUAUGCCGGCACGGGCAUCCAGUACGUGGUGCCCGCCCUGCUGGUCCACCACGCUCGGCGCCAUGUGGAGCCGGUCACAGCGCGCCAUGCCGUCAACCAACACCGCUCGCCCUUUCGCCACGCCGCCUGGGUCUGGUUCGUGGUACUGUGGGCCGUUUUCUGCCUCAUGUUUGUUACCGCCAACAUCAUCCUGACCGAUGUCAAAAAGUGA
Molecule: messenger RNA, 1482 nt
Organism: Nerophis lumbriciformis (worm pipefish)
Lineage: Eukaryota; Metazoa; Chordata; Actinopteri; Syngnathiformes; Syngnathidae
Source: RefSeq, a predicted model, not a curated record